CCACAGUUUAUUUGAAAAAUAGGGGAUGGGGAAAACUGGCUCUGUAGAGCAAACCAAAGAGAGGAAAGGAUAAAAGCAAAACUAAACAAAAAACGAGAGAAAAAGAAAAAACCCUUCCGCAGUCUUCCCCUUAUGCAAAGCUGCCUCCUUGAACCCGCGUACAGCGGCCCUUCCCGUCAGCCCUUCCGUCAGCCCUUCCCAUCAGCCCUUCCCGUCAGCCCUUCCGUCAGCCCUUCCGUCAGCCCUUCCCAUCAGCCCUUCUGUCAGCCAUUCCCGUCAGUCAGCCCUUCCCACCAGCGCCCUUGGUGUGCGGAGGCCGCGCGGCAGCAGCCCCCGGCGGUUGGGCCCAAGGACACACAGCACAGCGAGAGCCCCACAACGCCCACCUGACUCGUUCACGCGCCUGGCAAACGGGCCUUCGAGCCGCCUCGCCAGACCCAGGGCAGCUGCAGCGAGGUCUGGGCCGAGGCGGCCGAGGCGGGGCAGCGCGGUGGCUGAGGGGACGAGGGGCUGCUGGGAGGGAUCCUGGCGUGGAGGUGACUGGACCCACCGACCUGCAGAGGCUGGGGCCGCACCGGGCGGCUUUAUUCCAGCCCUGAGGAAAGGAACCGCGUCACUGAGCCUUAUACGGGGCAGCAGGGACCGGAAGUGGCGUCAUAAACCCCCCUCAGAGCUCGGCUCAGCUGCACCCCAGUCAGGUCACAUAGACUCUGGUGGCCGAGACGAGCGUGGAGGACUGUUAAAUUGUAUGACAGACGCGGGUGCGCUUCCGGAUUGUCAUAUUUUGUUUUCAGAAAAGGUAAGGCAACAAGGAAAGGGCUGGAAGAACUGGACGAACGUUAAGAUGGAGAAGAAAUAACCAUCAAUAAGCACAGUGACUGUCCACUCCGGGAUUAUCCACCUUGAACUCAGAUUGCCUGAACUGAAGUGUAGAAAUGCCAAAAGGGCCUUGGGACUGCAGGUUUAAUAUGAAAUUCUUUCCAAAUAUUCUGUCAUAGAUAAUUUUAAAAUACAUAAGAAAUGACUUGUAGUUUGGAACAUCUCUGAAUAUAUUACAGAUAGACACUAGGUAACUUGCUUCAGCAGACUUUAAGAAGCAGACUUCACCUUUACUGGAAAAACCUGGCAAUUUUGCAGCAGUCAUGGCUUCCUCAUAUUACAGCAGUCUGAAUCGAGCUCAGUUAACCUUUGAAUAUCUGCACACAAAUUCAACCACACAUGAAUUCUUAUUUGGAGCUCUUGCUGAACUGGUUGAUAAUGCAAGAGAUGCACAUGCCACCAGAAUAGAUAUUUAUGCAGAAAGACGAGAGAACCUUCAAGGGGGAUUUAUGCUCUGUUUUUUGGAUGAUGGAGUAGGAAUGAAUCCCAAUGAGGCUGCCGGUGUUACUCAGUUUGGGAGAUCAACCAAACGAGCACCAGAGUCCACCCAGAUUGGGCAGUACGGGAAUGGGUUAAAAUCUGGCUCAAUGCGCAUUGGGAAGGAUUUUAUUCUUUUCACCAAGAAGAAAGAUACCAUGACCUGUCUCUUCCUCUCUCGAACUUUUCACGAGGAAGAAGGCAUUGAUGAAGUGAUAGUCCCAUUGCCUUCCUGGAAUGCUCAGACCCAGGAAGCUGUUACAGAAAAUAUGGAGAAGUUUUCCAUUGAGACAGAACUCAUUUACAAGUAUUCUCCCUUCCACACUGAGGAGGAAGUAAUGAGACAGUUCAUGAAGAUUUCUGGGGACAGUGGAACACUAGUGAUCAUCUUUAAUCUCAAACUCAUGGAUAAUGGAGAGCCUGAGCUAGACAUAGUCUCAAAUCCAAAAGAUAUCCAGAUGGCAGAGGCCUCCCCCGUGGGCACAAAGCCAGAACGCUGGUCCUUCAGAGCUUACACAUCUGUGCUCUACAUUGAUCCCCGGAUGAGGAUCUUCAUCCACGGGCACAAGGUGCAGACCAAGAGGCUUGCCUGUUGUCUAUACAAGCCCAGGAUGUACAAGUACACAUCCAACCGUUUCAAGACCCGCGCAAAGCAGGAGGUGGAGAAAGCAGAGCAUGUAGCAUGGAUUGCUCAAGAGAAGGCCUGGGAAGCCGAGAGCAAAGCUCGAACAUUAGAAGUACGCAUAGGUGGCAAUCUUACUCGGGAAUCCAAGAUGAUGUUAAGGCAGGUUCAGAACACUGCCAUAAACCUGCGCAGAGAAGCCAAUAUCAAGAAGAGGGUCAAGGAAGCCAAGGAGCAAGCGCUCAAGGAACCUAAGGAACUGAAUUUUGUUUUUGGGGUCAACAUUGAACAUCGGGAGCUAGAUGGCAUGUUCAUCUACAACUGUAGCCGCCUGAUCAAGAUGUAUGAGAAAGUGGGCCCACAGCUGGAAGGGGGCAUGGCCUGUGGUGGAGUUGUUGGGGUUGUUGAUGUGCCCUACCUGGUCCUGGAGCCUACACACAACAAGCAGGACUUUGCUGAUGCCAAGGAGUUCCGGUACCUGUUGAAGGCAAUGGGGGAGCAUUUGGCACAGUACUGGAAGGACACUGCCAUUGCCCAACGUGGAAUCAUCAGGUUUUGGGAUGAGUUUGGUUAUCUUUCUGCCAACUGGAACCAGCCCCCGUCCAAUGAGCUACAUUACAAACGCAAGAGAGCAAUGCAAAUCCCAACCACCAUCCAGUGUGAUUUGUGUCUGAAGUGGAGGACCCUCCCCUUCCAGUUGAACUCAGUAGAAAAAGAUUAUCCUAACACCUGGGUUUGUUCCAUGAACAUUGAUCCUGAGCAAGAUCAUUGUGAAGCUCCUGAACAAAAUCAGAAGUUUCCGAUGGGCACAUACAAAAAAGUUGCAAAGACACAGGAAAAGAAGCAAAAGGAGCUAGCAGAGAAAAUUCGCCAGCAGCAGGAAAAGCUGGAUGCCCUUCAGAAAAUCACCCCCAUCCGCUCCCAAGCAGACUUGAAGAAAUUGCCCUUGGAGGUGACAACCAGACCUUCCUCUGAGGAACCUGCUUGUAAAUCACAGCGUCGUUGGCCACCACCUUUAUCUCCUGAGAUCAGAAAACCCCCAAGCAGAUCUUCUUCUCUGCAAGUUCCCAAAACUCCACCCCAAAAGGUUCCGAUCAUCAGAAUCCCAAAGAUUCCUGUACUAACAGCCCGGGGAAAGCCUAGUACCUUCAGCCCACUCCAGUCACCUGAGGCAUCCCAAAAGUGUGUCGCUACCCCAGUCAAGACUGCAUCCUUGACCACUCCUCUGGUGCAGCCACUGUUAUCAUCUCCACUGCCCAACUCCAAGACUUCUUGGAAGCCCCCCAAACCCAAAGCCAUCAAGACUCCAAUGGUUAGGAUGUUAGAGUCACCUGUUAAACUCUCCAGAGAUACCACUGGUCGGAAGCGGAGUCUUCAGGACUCUGAUGAGGAAGAGCCUGGAAGAAGGAAGAAGUGCAAGAAGGGCAAAUUUGCUGUGAAGAAGGAAAAGAAAUCAAAAGAACUUUCACACAGUGCUGGGAAAGAGGACUCAGCUGACCUCAAAAGGGCUGAGGAAGAUUUAGGGCUUCCUGUGGAAGUACAGGUGAACAAAGAGUGGUAUACAGGCCAUGUCACAGCCACAGAGGUGGAAAAGAAUGUGGUGUGGUGGAAAGUGGAGUUUGACCAUGAGACUGCAGAUGCAACUCCAGGAAAUCAUUGGGUGGAGAAAUGUAGUGACAGUGUGCGGCUGAUGAAGCCACCUUUUGCAGAGUAUCAACCCCCCACCACACAGCUGGAAAACAGAGAAGAAAAAGCAGCUGUGGUGGGUCAGCAGACUACAGCCAUGGCAGAGCCCUCUGCCCCUGACUGCAUCCAUGUCAAGCCUGACACCACUACUGUGAAUAAAAAGUGUGAAACCAUAGAUUUCCUGGUACAGCUUCUCCGGGACUGCUUACAGUAUUUCCGGCCUCCAAAGUUUCCCAUGUCCAAAAAGGAGCUGAAAACUAUGAAUUUAGACAAGAUAUUAUCUUUUCCUAUGGAACAAUACUUUAAGCAUUAUGAAGAGCAUUUGCAGAACCUGUGCCAUUUCUACCAGAGCCAAGCCGACUCCAGGGUCAGGGCCUCUGAGGAAAGCCUACAUGCAUCUGAGAGGAAGCUCCAAGAGGUCCAGGAGAAGCUGCAGAAGCUGAGGACCAACAUCAUGGUGUUCUUGGGAAAAGACCCAGACUUCAAAACUGGGGAUGACCUGGAUGCGUACAUUGAACACCUUGUCACCACAGGGAAUUUGAGCGACUUGAGCCAGAGAUUAGCUCCCCUGCCCACAGGGCCCUCAGAACAGUAGCUUCUGGCAAGGGGAUUCCACUUAGCGGUUGAUGGACUUGCCAUUGACUUGAUUCCUGUGAGAUGUGUGCUUUUGAAGAGAAAGAUACCUUAAUUCUUUUAAUCUUUCUCUCUAUAAAUAUGUAUUUUUAAAAGAAAACAAGUACAAAUA
Messenger RNA from Cavia porcellus (domestic guinea pig), 4409 nucleotides. Its product is annotated as ATPase MORC2-like. The transcript has a single exon. The record is from RefSeq and is a predicted model, not a curated record. Gene Ontology annotation, molecular function: zinc ion binding. Gene Ontology annotation, cellular component: nucleus. Lineage: Eukaryota; Metazoa; Chordata; Mammalia; Rodentia; Caviidae. Bases 1143 to 4259 code for a protein of 1038 amino acids.